Helobdella robusta is the source of this 696-nucleotide messenger RNA. RefSeq lists its product as hypothetical. The transcript is spliced from 3 exons. Lineage: Eukaryota; Metazoa; Annelida; Clitellata; Rhynchobdellida; Glossiphoniidae. The record is from RefSeq and is a predicted model, not a curated record. Bases 1 to 696 code for a protein of 231 amino acids.
AUGUUCAAUGGUUUGCCUAAAUUCAGCAAUUGUUGCAGGCUAGAUGAUUCGAUAAUGACUAUAGUCAAGAUGUCUAAAAAUAGUCUUCCUUCAGAUUUGAAUAAGAAACUAUGGGAAUCAAAUUUGGUGAGAUUUGAAACAGCCAAAAAUUCAAAAAAGUAUGCAAAGAUUGUUGACAUUCUUGAUCAAAUGAACAAAAUGCCAACAAAACAGCAUAUCCUGAACAGAUUUAAGUGCUUGGCUGCAAAUGUGAAAAGUAGACAGGAGAGAGUUGUGAUAGUGGUCAAAGAAGUAAAAAUCUUAUGGAAAAAACUGAAUCUUCCAAUUCAAAAAGGCAAAUCUACAGUGGAAAGAAAAACUGAGCAUGUACUAAACAAGUAUGAAAAAGACAGCAGAAAACCAGGAACGCAAGACUUUACCAACUUGUUCAACAUUAAGAACAGCAAAGUCAGUCAAGAUACUAAGGAUGAUUUAAGCAGUAAAGAUGAAGAACAUUUUAACACUGAAGAAGAAAAACAAGAUUCUGACAGUGGUUCUCAAGAUUCAGAUGCUCUGAAGGAAAAAGAAGAAAUUGUUUGGAGAGAUGAUAUGGCUUUCCUUCAUCACUUGAUCACUUGUUACAGACAGUUUAAGAAAACAGGAAGCUUCCCUAAAAUAAAUUUCAGAACUUUGCCAAAUAUAAGCAAUGCAGGAUAG